AUGAGUAGUUUAAAUAAAAAUCUAACAGCAUACCCUGGUCAUAAAUUACCUCCACUUUUCAAUAUGAUUUCACUUAAAAAUCAUGUUCCAGAUAAACUUCAUAUAAUGUUAUGUAUUACUGACCAUUUAUGGGAGUUAGUUUUACAAGAAAUCAAAAAUAAGAGAUUAUUUAAUGACAUAACUCGGAAUAUUAUAAUUAAGGAGAUGGAAAAUUUAAAAAUCAGGUUUGAGUUUUGGAAUAUUCAUGAACGAACUGCAUUAAUUAAAAGUUUGUGGGAUGGAUUUGCUGAAUUAUAUGAUCUUUUAGGAGAAAAAAAAACAGAUCCACAAUAUUUUCGUUUAAAAGCAAAAGUAUGGUGUGAAUUAUUUUUGAAAAAAACGGUAAUAGAUUUCAAAACUAAUACUAUUUUAGAACAAGGACUUUAUCAAUCAUCAGAUAUAACCCCUUAUAUACAUGUUUUAGUAUCACAUGUUUGGGAAUUUAUGCUUAUCCAUAAAAGGUGGGGAUUAAACACCUUUUCGUGUAGUGCUGUUGAAAAAAAGAAUCACGAUCAUGUCUGUUAUUUUUUUAAGAAAACUCUCAAGAAUGGCGGAAAAUUUCAAAAUAAAACAUUAGCAAUUUGUGAAAUUUUGGAAUAUGAAAACUGA
Messenger RNA from Rhizophagus irregularis DAOM 181602=DAOM 197198, 648 nucleotides. RefSeq lists its product as uncharacterized. The record is from RefSeq and is a predicted model, not a curated record. NCBI's taxonomy places the organism in Eukaryota, Fungi, Glomeromycota, Glomeromycetes, Glomerales, Glomeraceae.